UGUAGUAUUACUUCUUUUUAAUCUCCACAAACUUGAAUGGUUGCAGCUAUCGCUUUUAAAUAAACUUGUUUACGAAUUAAUUUUAUUGAAAUGGAACAGAAACUUGCCAUACCUCCGUUAGAAGUUAAAGCCUCAAUAAAGCUAGUUAGAUGGGUGUGCUUAGUUAGUGGUAUAAUUUAUGGUAUCGUUAAGAAGAGAGAGUAUGGCGCGAUAGAAAAAGUAUUACGAGAAGAAGAAGAAAGAGAAAGACCGGAAAGAGAAGCCCGUGAACUUCGUGAAAAGCUUCGACGUAACGCUGCUGAAAUGAGAGAAUUGGAAAGAAUAUUUUUCGGGACAUCUUCAACUGAAACGGAAGAAAAACCCAAUGAAACACCAUGCGAUGAAACUAUAACUUCAAAGGAUAAUAGUUCAACAUUAAAUGAUAAAAAAAAAGAAACAGUUAUUUCUCUAAACAAUAAAUCGGAAGAAACAAAUGAUAAAGUAGUUUCAAAAGAUAAAUCAGAAGCAGUUAAAUUGGAAGAAACAAGUGAUAAAAUAAUUUCAAAAGAUGAAUCAGAAGAAGCAGUUACUUCUUUAAACAAAAAUUUUAAGAGGGUAGAACUUUCUUGCAAGCAAUAACAUCCACAGCCAGUUGGGCACAGUGUUUCACUAGUAAACCAUUUUGCUAAAUGCUGUGUGUGUCCUCCGUGUCCGCAAAAAAUACAGAAGUUACUUGGACCUAAUGGAUAGAAUGUAUGAUUUUUAAGUGAAUUCUUUCGCAAAAAAAAAAAUGUUAAACAUUUACAAUUAAAACUCAACAUACCUCUCACAGAAAUAUGACAAAUUACACAUUCCAAAGCUAAUCGUUUACAACUUAUACACUGAGGUCCUCUGCUAACUUUGCCACAUAUUUGACAUUCGCUUUGAAAUUCAACACCUUUGUGCGUGUCCAAAGGAGUUGCACUCACGUGUUUUAAUACUUGUGCACGUGCAUCCAAUAGUCGCCAUCUGUGUAAUACCUCUGCAUACGCUUUCUUGUAUCCGUCAUAAAGAGUAGUAUAUUUUUCAUCAAGUAAUCUGCAAUAUUAGAUUGUUGAUUCAUACUUGUAUAGUGGAAUAGGGUUUAAAUCGUAUACCUCAUAUGUUUCACGGAAUCCCUGAACGUAUCUUGGAUUAAUUUUAAAUCAUCGAGUGAAUCGGACCACGAGUUGGAUCGAUGUUGUUUCAGAUUUUGAAAAUUCCAUCCUUCCAAUGUGGUAUCGGCUAAGUGAAUUGUAUGAUAUGGCGAACCACCAGGCUAAAAAGAUACAUAGAGCAUAGUAUAUUAUAGCUCGACGUACAAAAGUUGCAUUAACAUAAUGAACAUAAGAUACAUAAUUGGUAAGAUGAAUGAUAUUAUGUCUCUGAUCACUUUCUGCGCAAAGAUGUUUGUCUUCUGUGUAAAAUUGAAACAUUAUCAUAACAAACAGUACAUCACAUACAGUUAGUUACUACAAAUGUUACUACUACUAAUAUCGUUAGUCAUAAUAUUAUAAGACAGUUAGGUAAAAAUAUUGAAAAGUUUGGCAUCUUAAAAUCAGGCAUGGCCAAACCUGCAUGCUUUGUGGCAUCACGACACUUCCACUCCGAUGCUGUAAGGCAGUAACAAAUAUCAUGAUGAUAAGUGAACCCUAAGAACCAAACAUUUCCAACACGUACAAACUUAGAAAAUUCGGAAAUCAUGCCUUACCUUCAACCACCACUUUCCUGUAGAAAGCCUCUAUAACAAAGAUAACAUUAUAUCAAUUAUCUGGUGAUUUUGAAAGAUUUUUAAAGAGAGUAAUGAAAUGAAACAACGGAUGCAGAUUACGUCGGUCUUGUAUGACGUUUCAAUUUCAAAUUAUCAUCCGUGAUCCUUUAAAUUUAUUGUAAAUUGCGCAUACAAUACCGUCGUCUUGCAAAAUAUCGUAUAUAUGUACAUAUUUUUAAUUAUUUCUCAUGCGCUAAAAGAGGUGCGUGCUGAGUAUAAAAGAUGUGAUAUACUGCAAUUCGAAUAGGCUAACAUCGAAACACGAAUAAAUGAUUAUAUUUAAGAAGUAACCUUGAAUAUUGAUAUGUUCAACAUGUUUUAUUAACAGAAGACAAAUGAUCAAGACAUUUAACAUAUUAGUUAUCAAUGAUACUAUAAAAAUAGUGCUCGUGCUAGACCAUGCUAGAACUCAACACUCACGUACGAAUGUAACAUACUUACACUGACAUUAAUAGACUUGCUACUUAGCCGUGUUUGAGAUAUAUCUGAGUUUUCCGAACGAUAACUAAAUGCACAACUCAGCAUACCUGCCAUUUGAAUGUCUGACUGAUUGGCAUAAUGCUGUAUUCUAAAAUAAAUGAUAUUAUACGUGUUA
Molecule: messenger RNA, 2363 nt
Organism: Osmia lignaria (orchard mason bee)
Lineage: Eukaryota; Metazoa; Arthropoda; Insecta; Hymenoptera; Megachilidae
Biological process (GO): proton motive force-driven ATP synthesis
Molecular function (GO): proton transmembrane transporter activity
Source: RefSeq, a predicted model, not a curated record